Molecule: messenger RNA, 1261 nt
Organism: Solanum dulcamara
Lineage: Eukaryota; Viridiplantae; Streptophyta; Magnoliopsida; Solanales; Solanaceae
Product: NDR1/HIN1-like protein 10
Exons: 2
Coding region: 161-907 (248 amino acids)
Cellular component (GO): plasma membrane
Source: RefSeq, a predicted model, not a curated record
GUCCAACAAUAUUAAAACAUCUUUAUUCCUUACUAGCUGUUGAAUUGACAAUGACCACAGAGUCCUUUUCCCCUUUCGUCGUCUUUUAGAUUCGUCACCGACUUUUCCUUCACUUUCCACUCCACUCUCCCACUACCGCAGAUGCUCCAUAUCCUCCGCCAUGGUCGAUCCCAAUAGACCUGUUACCGGCUACCCCGCCACCGCCACCGCCUCUCCUCCCAACCCCAAUGGCUACUCCGCCGCUCAACCCCCACCUCCGGUCACCGCCUACCCUUACGCCGCACCACCGUAUUACAACAAUUACCCCUACCCAGACCCUUACGCCACGCAGCGUAAUACCUUUCUCCGACGAGUGAUAGCAAUAAUUGUUGCUUCUACAAUCAUCACCGGAGCAAUUCUUUUCGUCAUCUGGAUUGUCAUUCUUCCACGCAUCCCCGAGCUCCAAGUCGACUCACUCACUGUUUCCAACCUCAAUCUGUCGAAUUCCCUCAUAACUGCAAGCUGGGAUCUCCGAUUUACUGCCAGGAAUCCAAACAAGAAGCUUACUCUGUACUACGACGAAAUUGCGGCUGCGAUUUUCUAUGAUUCACUCUCAAUUGCUGAUACUACGGUUCCACCUUUCUUUAUGGAUAAGGGAAACGAGACUUCCCAAAAGGUUAGCUUUGUUGCGUCAGGGGCGUAUGUGGAGAAAUGGGCUUUUGAUGGCAUGGGUAAAGAGAGGGCUGAAAGAGCUAGUAUUAGAUUCAAUGUGAGGAUGGUAGCUAGGGUUAGUUUUAAAGCUGGAGCUUGGAGAGCAAGGAGGAGGUAUUUGAGGGUUUAUUGUGGGGAUUUGUCAGUUGGGGUUGCGUUAAACAAGUCUUCUGGGAACUUGCUUGAAGGACAAAAGCGGUGUCGGGUUGGGCUGUGAUGGUGGCGUUUUCACUAAGUGAUAUGAAGCAGUUCAAGAUAAUGUCUAUAUGAACUUUUAGGCUUCUACUAUCAUGUCUACUCAUUGAUUCAAGCUUGGAGUACCAAGAUCGUGACCUUCGUGAUACAGCUCCAAUUUGGUUGUGGGACAUUGUUUUGGCAGAUUAAAGAAUAACCAACUAUUAAGAUGUUGUGGUUGUGCGAAAAUAUGAAUAGAGGGAGAAUACUAAGGGAAAAAGGAGUUGUAAAGGACUAUUGCUGUGAAUCCUUUUGAAUAGCCUCUUUGUUCAUGUUAUUUCAUGUGAUAGGCACUUUUGAUGUAGUUAAACAACAUAAAAAAAGAAUCUUCAAGACA